Messenger RNA from Chinchilla lanigera (long-tailed chinchilla), 2984 nucleotides. It is a transcript of the gene Ttll12, whose product is annotated as tubulin tyrosine ligase-like family member 12. Gene Ontology annotation, biological process: protein modification process. Bases 100 to 2016 code for a protein of 638 amino acids. The transcript is spliced from 14 exons. The record is from RefSeq and is a predicted model, not a curated record. NCBI's taxonomy places the organism in Eukaryota, Metazoa, Chordata, Mammalia, Rodentia, Chinchillidae.
CUGCGGCGGGCCGUGGGCGGGGCCGAAGAGGAGGCGGGGCGGCGGCGCUGCUGGCGGAGCGGGGAGUAACAGCGGGGUCCUCCGAGCGACAGCCUCGCCAUGGAAGCCGAGCCGGGGCGGGAGUGCGGCUUUCCGAGCCCAGUGCGGGAGGACGGCGCGGCGGCCCUGGCCGAGUUCGCGGCGGCGCACGGCCCGGCGCUGCGCUCCUCGGGCGUCCCGGAGCGGUACUGGGGCAGCCUCCUGCACAAGCUGGAGCACGAGGUUUUCGACGCCGGGGAGAAGUUUGGGAUAAUGCUGGUGGAGGAGGCGGAGGAUGAGGAUGAGGCCACUAGCGAAGUACGGAGGAAGCAGCCCAACCCAGGGGGCGAGCUGUGCUACAAGGUCAUUGUGACCAGCGAGAGUGGGCUCCAGGCUGAUGACCCCAACAGCAUCUUCCUCAUCGACCACGCCUGGACGUGCCGCGUAGAGCACGCACGCCAGCAGCUGCUGCAGGUGCCGGGGCUGCUGCACCGCAUGGCCAACCUGAUGGGCAUCGAGUUCCACGGCGAGCUGCCCAGCGAAGAGGCGGUGGCGCAGGUGCUGGAAGAGAUGUGGAAGUUCAACCAGACCUACCAGCUGGCCCAUGGGACAGCCGAGGAGAAGGUGCCGGUGUGGUACAUCAUGGACGAGUUUGGCUCGAGGAUCCAGCACGCGGACGAGCCCAGCUUCGCCACGGCGCCGUUCUUCUACAUGCCGCAGAGGGUGGCGUACACGCUGCUGUGGCCCCUGAGGGACCUGGACACAGGCGAGGAGGUGACCCGGGACUUUGCCUACGGAGAGGCAGACCCGCUGAUCCGGAAAUGCAUGCUGCUGCCCUGGGCCCCCGCCGACAUGCUGGACCUCAGCUCCUCCACGCCCGAGCCGCCCGCUGAGUACUACCAGGCCAUUCUGGAGGAGAACAGGGAGAAGCUGCCUCUUGCCAUCAGCCCAGUGCCCCACGCUCAAGAUCACGUCUUCAGGGUCCACUCGGACGUGCAGCAGGUGCUGGGCCACCUCACACACCCGCGCUUCACCUUCACUGCGAGCGAGGCGGAGGCCGACAUCCUCUACCACUUCUCGCACUUCAAGGACUACAGGAAGCUCAGCCAGGAGAGGCCGGGCGUGCUGCUGAACCAGUUCCCCUGCGAGAACCUGCUCACGGUGAAGGACUGCCUGGCCUCCAUCGCGCGCCGGGCCGGGGGUCCAGAGGGCCCUGCCUGGCUGCCGCGCACCUUCAACCUGCGUACUGAGCUGCCGCAGUUCAUCAGCUACUUCCAGCAGCGGGAGAGGCGGGGCGAGGACAAUCACUGGAUCUGCAAGCCCUGGAACCUGGCCCGCAGCCUCGACAUGCACGUCACCAGGAGCCUGCACAGCAUCAUCCGGCACCGGGAGAGCACCCCCAAGGUCGUGUCCAAGUACAUCGAGAGACCCGUCUUGUUCCUCCGAGAAGACGUGGGCAGCGUCAAGUUCGACGUCCGCUACAUCGUGCUGCUGCGCUCGGUGAAGCCGCUGAGGAUCUUCACAUAUGACGUGUUCUGGCUGCGCUUCUCCAACCGACCCUUCGAGCUCAAAGACCUGGAUGACUACGAGAAGCAUUUCACCGUCAUGAACUAUGACCCGGAUGUGGUGCUAAAGCAGGUGCACUGUGACGAGUUCAUCCCCGAGUUUGAGAAGCAGUACCCGGAGUUCCCCUGGAGCGGCGUGCAGGCGGAGAUCUUCCGGGCCUUCACGGAGCUGUUCCAGGUGGCGUGUGCCAAGCCGCCGCCCCUGGGCCUCUGCGACUACCCCUCGUCCCGGGCCGUGUACGCUGUGGACCUCAUGCUGAAGUGGGACACCCGCCCAGAUGGGUCUCGAGCAAUGCAGCCACAGAUCCUGGAGGUGAACUUCAACCCCGACUGCGAGCGCGCCUGCAGGUACCACCCCUCCUUCUUCAACGACGUCUUCAGCACCUUGUUCCUGGACCAGCCUGACGACUGCCACGUCACGCGCCUUGUCUAGGCCGAGAUGCCCUUCCAGCCUCGCCCUCCACGCUGCUUCUGCGGAGCUCCUUUCCUGCCACCCGGAGGCAGCCUCAGCCCUCGAUCCAAACCCUCACCCUUUGGGACCACGGUGUCCACCACACCCCAGGGCCACGGAGCCUCCCCCACUGCCCUCUGCAUUGAGGAGCGGCCCUGUCUCUGAGCACUUGUCCGCAGCCGCCUCGUUCCAGAGGUCUUAGCGGAGAGGGGCUCCCUAGAGACUGGCUUCCCUGGGGAAGUGUGAGGCUCUUGUCCAGUCUGCUCUUGCAGGGCUCCCGGGUGGCGCUUCUGUCUGCGCCUGCAGAGCUGCGUGACAGCCCAGAGCCGCCUGGGGGGCCUGCCUGCCACCUCAGCCUUCGGCCCUGGCCACCCGUGCCAGAGCAGUCACCAGCAAAACCCCGCAGCUCUGGCGGGAAGGCUGUGCCUGUGGGCGGGGCCCACGAAGGUCCCCUCUGUCCCUGGGCCUGACUCCUUGCUUACACACCUCGCUGGUCAGGUCUGCCCACCUCUUGAGAUGGACGGGGCCCCGGGGACAGGACGAGGGGCUGGGCCUGCGUGUGUGCUGCUGCGACUCCAAGCAGAGCCGUGAGUCUUCUCCAGAGGGCUAGGGUCCGAACGUUGGGUUGUGAUUUUUUUUCAUUUAUGGGAUGAAAAUGUAAAAUUUCAGUUAUUUCCUAAUUUUGCGUUUUGUGAGGCUGCAGUGCACCUCGUGUUGGGGGCACGGACCCCCUGUGGCUGGAGCUGCUUCCAAAGCCUCCCCUGCACGGGGGAGAAAGUAUGGCGAAGGUUUCGUUUUUGAAGCUAAAACCAGCCCUUCCCGCAGCAGAGCUGGACUGCUGUUGGGCCCCUUGGCGGGCACCGCCCUCUGCUCCACCCAGCCCACCGGGCCUGGCUGCCCGGCCUCCAGGGCCUUGCUGGGUUUAUACCGCAAUAAAGUCAAGACUUUUG